Messenger RNA from Paraphaeosphaeria sporulosa, 635 nucleotides. RefSeq lists its product as uncharacterized. Lineage: Eukaryota; Fungi; Ascomycota; Dothideomycetes; Pleosporales; Didymosphaeriaceae. The coding region runs from base 1 to 468 and encodes 155 amino acids. The transcript has 2 exons. The record is from RefSeq and is a predicted model, not a curated record.
AUGCUGUACAAAGGUGGCAGCGAUCUAGCACAGAAGACACAAGCCGGCUUUCCCCAGCAAGAACAGCUCGGCGCUCCGCAGUCCUUUGCGUCUUCCAGCCAGCCACCGGUACAGUACCAACAAUAUAGGAUGGGUCGGUCAUCAGCUCAGACGGGGCAUCUCAAUGUGCAGACACACGUCGCAGCUCCAGCCUCGCCUCAAGUCAACGUGGCUGUGCAGAUGCAAGCUCUAGCCGUACUAGCAUGGCACACAGCCCUGAAAGCCCAAUCAGCCCCUCUGUCGACGGUUAUCUACUCGUCAAAUUACGCACCGGCAGGCCAGCAAACUCCACAGCAGCCCUUGGUCACCAUGGCGCAAAUCGCUUCGGGUGCAGCACCAGGAUUGAACGUUCCUGGAUACCAGCUCUCGAACCUGAAGCCUUUCGAUGGACAUCGAAAGUUCAUCGAUUUCAGCACGAAGCUUCCUUGAUAUGGCAGCCCAGUACAGCCCAAUGGUACCAUUGAGGGGCUACUACAGCAGAACAUGAUGAUGGCUCCCUACGAUCAAAAACGGGGCCAGUUCAAUGGCAUGGUUCUCAACGCAGCAGAUACAACGUCCUACGAGGAUCUGCAUCGAGAAAGCCAUGCGCGUAUGCA